UAGCGGAGAGGUAUAUAAAUGGAUCACAAGUACAUUUGACAUUACAUUUCUCAUCAUGACAGUCUCCAGCCAGCGUUUGACUGCAGUCUUCAGUCUUCUUCUUCUGGGAGUGCUUCAGAUCAUUGGAGCACCUGCUUCCUAUGAAGAUGAUAAGGACUUCCAGUACUUCAAACAGAACCUUAUUUAUGAGGAACAAUUAGCUGAAUCAAACUUAAACUCAACCAGGGAUGCAUUUAUUAACAAAACCAAAACCUACAACCUUCCAGAAGAUGGCGUAAUCGAAUCAAAUUUGACUUCAUGCUUUGAUCAAAUAGUUGAGGCACAUGCAACUGACUCUGAUGCUGAUUGCAUUUCUUAUGUCAAUAUGACUGUACUGCAGAUCAUCUCCGAUAGUCAGAAAGAGUUGCAAGCUUGCACCAACUUCACCUAUGGCUGGCAACAGAUAGGUCAAGUUCUUGAGCAAGCAGAAACUGUCGUGAAAGGAUUAGACACUGUGGUAAACAGUAUUCUACUUAAAGCCUCCGGUUGUGUGUCCCAAUACUCAAGAAACCCUACAUUGAAGAUCAAUUGCUUUCAUAGAGCCCAGGACUCUUUCCAAGUUCAAUUCAAUGCUGCGUCAGCUCUCGCUGCUGAGGUCUACCACCUCAUAUCUGGAGGAGAGCUGCUAGUAGACGCUGAAGUAUCUAGCUGUCAAACUUUCGAGAACUUUUCAUUGGAAGAUAAAUGUAAAGGAAUCACCAAGGAAGUGCUGGACAACUGCAUCGUAACACCACAAUAAAAGGAGAGUAGGAAGAAAUAAUUCUACUGUAGUGCAAGCAUUGUGGAUUGCAGAAGAAAGAUCAAAUUGCAGUUUUGCAACUCAUCCACAAAUGAAUUAAUUAAUUUUCAUAAACAUGUUUCUGUAUUUACAUUUUCAUGAAUAAAAAACUCGUCCACAAAUGAAUUAAUUAAUUUUCAUAAACAUGUUUCUGUAUUUACAUUUUCAUGAAUAAAAAUCACAGUUUGAUUUGAACAUUGUA
Molecule: messenger RNA, 1019 nt
Organism: Macrosteles quadrilineatus (aster leafhopper)
Lineage: Eukaryota; Metazoa; Arthropoda; Insecta; Hemiptera; Cicadellidae
Exons: 3
Coding region: 56-778 (240 amino acids)
Source: RefSeq, a predicted model, not a curated record